CAAAUUUUGAAGUUAGAAACAAAAGUUCAAACGAGACGGAGACUUAAGUUAAAAGUGUACUGAACUAACUCACUCCCCUAAAUUCAGAGCGUAAGGGAGGGAAACGAAUAGGUAAUCAAAAUCACUUUUCGAUUUGUUUCGUUAUCAACAGCUUCCACGAGAAAAAAGAAACGAUGGAGUCAGAAAGCGACGAGACCAGAAUCAAAACCAGCAAUCAACAACGUCGCGUUGGUUUACUCUACGACGAGAGGAUGUGUAAGCACUACGAUCCAGACGACGAUCGCCAUCCCGAAACUCCCAAUCGCAUUAGGGCUAUUUGGGACAAGCUCCAAACCACUGGCAUUACUGAUCGAUGUCUACUUUUGGACGCUAAAGAAGCUGACGACAAACAUUUACUAGCGGUCCAUACUAAAAAUCAUGUUAAUUUGAUUAAGAAUAUAAGCUAUAAGAGUUAUAAUUCAAGGUCUAAUGCUGCUGCCAAACUUAAUUCUAUAUAUUUCAACGAAGGUUCAACAAAAUCUGCCUAUCUUGCUGCUGGCAGUGCUAUAGAGGCGGUUAAAAGAGUGGCUAGCAAGGAAUUACAAUCUGCUGUUGCUAUUGUUAGGCCUCCAGGUCAUCAUUGCGAGCAACAUAAAGCUAUGGGAUUUUGUCUGUUCAACAACGUGGCAGUUGCUGCAUCGUAUCUCUUAAAUGAUAGUCCAGAACUUGGUGUAAAGAAAAUUUUAAUUGUUGACUGGGACGUUCAUCAUGGAAACGGUACUCAAAAAGUGUUUUGGAAUGAUUCUCGAGUGUUAUUCUUCUCCGUUCACAGGCAUGAAUUUGGGAGAUUUUAUCCAUGUGGUGAUGAUGGCUUUUAUAACAUGACUGGAGAAGGAGAUGGUGCUGGAUACAAUAUAAACGUGCCAUGGGAGAAUGGGAGAUGUGGUGAUACAGACUAUUUUGCAGCGUGGGACCACAUCUUGCUCCCUGUUGCCAAAGAAUUUAAUCCAGACAUAAUUAUAGUUUCUGCUGGAUUUGAUGCUGCUGUUGGAGACCCUUUGGGUGGAUGUUGCAUCACACCAUUUGGUUAUUCCCUUCUGUUGAAAAAGUUGAUGAAUUUUGCUGAAGGUAGGAUUGUACUGGUUUUAGAAGGUGGCUAUAAUCUUGACUCAAUUGCAAAAUCAAUGCAUGCUUGUGUGGAAGUUUUGCUUGAAGACAAGCCUCUUAUGGGGUCUUCAGAGGCCUUUCCAUUUGAGUCUACAUGGCGUGUGAUCCAAGCGGUCCGCGAGGAGUUAAGUCCCUUUUGGCCUACACUUGCUUGUGAAUUACCACAAAAUAUAAUUUGUCCAGUGGCACCACCUCCGCAUACUCUUUUAUCAAGCUCCGACUCUGAGACUGAGGAUGACAAAGCUCCACCGAAAUUAGAAAAUGUUGCAGAGCUGCUUGAGGAUGUCAUCAAACCACUUUCCAACCUCAAAGUUGAUGCAGAUGAAGAUCCUGAUGCUUCGUGUUCCUGGCGAUCCAAAUUGUCAAAUGUUUACGUAUGGUAUGCUUCUUAUGGCUCAAAUAUGUGGAGACCAAGAUUUGAUUGCUACAUAGCUGGUGGACAGGUGGAAGGUAUGCAGAAGUUGUGCUCUGGUUCAAUGAAUAAAACUCUUCCAGAUGAGAUCUUUUGGAAGACUUUCCCUUGUCAUAUAUUUUACGGUCGUGAAUCCUCACAUUCAUGGGGUCCUGGAGGUGUUGCGUUUCUUAAUCCUGAGAAAAAUUCUCAGCACAAGACCUACAUGUGCAUGUACAAAAUUUCGCUAGAGCAGUUCAAUGAUGUUUUAUUUUUGGAAAAUGGUCUAAGCCUUGAUGUAGACUCUGCUUUAUUUGAUAUGGCUACUUUGAAUGCCAUCUCCAACAAGGAGUUCGGUUCGCAGGAGGUUCUCAAAAAUGGUUGGUAUGGUAAUGCUGUCUACUUAGGAAAGGAGCAAGACAUUCCCAUAAUUACUAUGACGUGUCCGCUUCUUGACAUUGAGCUCUUCAAAUCUGGGGAGCUACCAUUGUGUGCGCCUAAUAAAUCGUACGCCAAUACCUUGAUAAGAGGGUUGGUAGAGGGAGAACAGCUAUCAGAGGCUGAAGCCAUUGCUUACAUAGACGCUGCUGCUAAAUCGUUAUGAUUUGCAUAGGCUUUCUUUUUAAACAGUUCACUGGUUCAUAUUUUGUGUAGAUAACCAGACCUUAUUUUAGUCCUUCGACGCUCUACAUAUUUUGCAUAGUUUCGUAAAUACAUCGUGUGUGGGUGCUUUUAUUUGCUACGAAGUUGAUGCCGCAUGCAUGCAUGCAUGCUUAUUGUGUAAAUGUUGACAAUUGGUCGGUGACUGGAAUAUUGAAUUUGAAGACUGGAUAAUUGUCUAAAUUAUUGAAUUGCUACUACAUUUAUCACCAA
Messenger RNA from Medicago truncatula (barrel medic), 2410 nucleotides. Its product is annotated as histone deacetylase 5. Bases 174 to 2141 code for a protein of 655 amino acids. The record is from RefSeq and is a predicted model, not a curated record. The transcript has 14 exons. Gene Ontology annotation, cellular component: cytoplasm; histone deacetylase complex. Gene Ontology annotation, biological process: epigenetic regulation of gene expression. NCBI's taxonomy places the organism in Eukaryota, Viridiplantae, Streptophyta, Magnoliopsida, Fabales, Fabaceae. Gene Ontology annotation, molecular function: histone deacetylase activity.